Messenger RNA from Notolabrus celidotus (New Zealand spotty), 2046 nucleotides. It is a transcript of the gene cgrrf1, whose product is annotated as cell growth regulator with ring finger domain 1. Gene Ontology annotation, biological process: negative regulation of cell growth. NCBI's taxonomy places the organism in Eukaryota, Metazoa, Chordata, Actinopteri, Labriformes, Labridae. The coding region runs from base 109 to 1119 and encodes 336 amino acids. The transcript is spliced from 6 exons. The record is from RefSeq and is a predicted model, not a curated record.
GGCCUCCGUAGUCGUGUCCGGGUUGCAGGUGUCAUGGCCGCCGAGUCUGUUUACCAGAAGCUUCUUCCUCAGUAUUCUGAUUAAUAUGUGAUGUACUAAGUGUCAGAGAUGGCGGCGGUGUUCCUGGUCACUCUGUUCGAGUACUCUCCGCUCUUUUAUAUCUCUGUGGUUUCUUUCUGUUUCCUCGUCACCGCCGCCAUGGUGCUCGGCUGGUUUGGUUUUGACGUCCCGGUGCUCCUCCGCAGCUCUGAUGACACAGAGUCAGUCCUGCCCACUCCUGAGAAACAGAUGGUCCAGGUGACCAACCCGUUCAGCCUGCAGGUGGGCUGCAGACCGGCCUCUGUCACAGGUGGAGUGUACCUGAGGCCGUGCUGUCUGGAGCCCUGUGUGCUCACCUGUCUCUGGGGCUGUGAGGUCAGAGCCCUGCAGGGGGCGCUGCAGGCCCACCAACAUGGUCAGAGGAUCAGCACCCCCCAACAGAUCCAGGAGGCCCUGCAGCUCCGCUACCUGCACUGUGAGAGCUUCAAUGUGAGCAGUGAGGACCAGACAGAGCUCCACACACACAUCCCUGCUGAGCGUGGGCUCACUGACUUUGGUCCUCUACCGAGGGAACGCUACCCCCUGGUGGCCGUGCUAACGCUAACCGGGCAGGAAGCAAGAGAGACGCACAACAUAGUGGUCAGCGUGAGCGUCAUCCAUGUUCCUGAUGAGAAGUACAGCCUCUCUGCCCGGGUCCUGUUCCAGUACCUGCUCACCUUACAGGGGAACAUGUUCGAGUUAAAGCCUCUCUUCAUGUCAGCUGACAGCGGGGAGCCAUCAGGGGUCUCAGAGCAGAGCCCUCCACCCACUGAGCCCACUGAGUCCAGCAGACCAGAGCAGAGUCCAGUCCAGGAGGAGGAGGUGGAGGAGGAAGAGGAAGAGGAAGAGGAGGACGAGUGGGCAGGAGGAAGAGGCAGAGACUGUGUGGUGUGUCAGAAUGCAGCGGUGAACCGGGUGCUGCUGCCCUGCAGACACGCCUGUGUGUGUGACGGCUGCGUAUCACGCUUCCAGCACUGCCCCAUCUGCAGGGCAUUCAUCCUGGAGUCCUUCACCCUGAGUCCUGGACCACCUUCACCCUGACACCGGGACCACCUCCACCCUGACACCUGGACCACCUCCACCCACACAUCGUCAACCUUCCCUGUUAUACCAGACACAUCUUCAUCCUGACACCCAAACGGCCAAAUUCCACCAGAUCCGUGUCUGGUCCGUCACAGCACUGGAUCUACAACAACAAACCGUCAUGAUGAGCAGAGCCAGGCCUGGAGUCCAAAGGUCAGAGGUUUUCAGAGGACCAGAAAGACAACAUGGAUGAGGAGAGGAGGAGGAGGAGAAUCCUUGAUUCAGUGAUUACAGCAGGAAAACCUUGGCCACAUGACUCCAGCUGUCUGGAGGACCUGCUCCGUGAUGGGUUCCCGAAAACGCAACCGGUGAGUGUUGACGGACGAGAGAGCACGGAGCCGGACCGCAGUAAAUCAGAAACAGACUGGACACGGAUCUGGUGGGAGUCCCGUGUAACAACCAGCAGGAUACCGAACCAGAGUCCAGACCUGUGUACUCUGGGUUCUUGGUGUUCUUUUCUCUUCAAUCCUCUUCAUCAAACAUUUUUAAAGAUUAGAUUUUAUUAAUUUUGCCUUUUACAGAUUAUUUUAACCCUGUAAACCUUUCACCCUGACAGUGUUUGAGUCUUCUUUCUCUGUGAUCCUGUGGACAAACUAUGACAUCAUAUUGGACCGUGUCUGCAUGAAGUCUGUAUCAGUCUCAUUUACUCUGAGCAUGUCUCUGCAGAUUUGUUUUCAUGUAUGUAAAGGAAUACAAAUAUUUACUGAUGUUUUCAUGUACAGAUUAUUUAUUUUUCUUUAUUUUAGGAGUCAUUCUGUCCUCUUCAGUUGUUUUAAAGGGCCAGAGCAGUAUUUAUUAUCCUCAGCCAAUCAGUGAAGCUUCAACAUGUCUGUAUGAACGGCUGUUAAACUGUGAGGAAGAAUUAAAAUACUGAAGACACUUUGA